GCGGCGACGACACAUGUCAUGACACCCACCCACGACUCGUGACAUCUCCCCCCUUCCUAUCAUUUACUCUUUCACACAUACGACGGCAUACACACAACUCUCACUACCGCGUCAACAACCAUCCCCCCUGGCACCCAUGCCGCCCGCGCGUUACCUGCUUCGGCUCCUGCGGCCGUCGACGCCGGCACGGGUCCUGGGAUUGUUCCUUGUCCUCCUCUUCCUCGUCGCACCGUGGAGGUGGUCACGCCCAAAGCUUUCCCUCGACGAGCACGCACUUGCCCAGCUCGUCGACUCGCCGCGCGAGGACAUUGUCAGGCUCUACGACGAGUCGCGGAUAUCAGAGUUUGAGCGACGCAGCUACGACCCAGAAACGGUUGCCUACGCGUUUGGAGUGCCGCCUUUCCUGCCCGACGGCAAGACCCAGUCUCUGGACCCAGGUCUUGACCAAUACACUACUCGGUUGUUGAACUUUGUCGCGAGCCACCUUACCCAGGCGGACGGCAGGAGACAGAUCGAGGACGAGCUCAACCGCGUGCUCGACACCCGCGAGCCCAAGACUGCCUCGUUCCCUCGCAACCUCUACUCGACAGACCACCUCGGCGAGGAGGGUGUGCCAGAGCUGUAUCGGCUCUGGUUUGCCCUGCUGCCCGUUGCCCUGCCUCCUGUGCUUACUCAACUGCUUCCCAACGAAGAAUGGGCGUACCCAGCCCGCAAGGGUGCGCAGUGGAAGGACUCGGUCGCCGAUGAUGGCCAGAUCGAGGUCGCAGUGCCUCAAUGGACUGGAAGCAGCAUCGCAGACGGUCCUUGGGGUAAGCUUUGGAGCAAGCUCGCCGAGGGUGAAGGUGCUUCAGACGUAUACAGGUACCUGGCCAUCCUCGUCAACGGCGGAUUGUUUGCCGACUCUGAGACAGCACCUGUCUCGCACCCCUACGUCUGGGGACUCGGUGCCAAGUCGAUCCUCCACCCUGACCUGGAGGCCAUCUCCGCCAUCCUCAAGCUCCAAGAAUCCAAGGCGAAAGAGGACCAGGGCUACCACGGACGUGUCUGGGAGCGCUCAUACGACGCCGCCGACAGCUUUGACGGUCUGCUGGACAAGGAGGCUGCCGUGGCAAAGAUCAUUGCCGACAUUGAGGGCAGGGGCUCCUCCUGGCGCAGCUGGUUGCCGGCUUACCCUGGAGAGCACCGGCGAGUGGCGCGAGCGGCGAUCCCUCAGCCUCAGGAAGUCAUUGCACCAGACGCCGCCACCUCGAUCCUAUCGCCGGACAUCAACAUUGUUGUUGCGAUCGAGUUUGACAACUCAAUUGCCUUUGACUGGACGCAUGUGCUGCAGUGGUCAAUGGCGAGGUUCUCAAAGAGCUGGGGCCGUCCGGCGUCUGGCCGUGCGCUCCAGUUUAACCCGCGCAUCCUCGCCGCGAAGCCACACCACCCUAUCCUCGUCGACACCCUGGCCACAGUGGUUGAGCUGUUAGAGGAUACUUCUAUCGAGAAGAAGAAGCCUAUCGACAUCACUGGCGCAGGCCCCUACACCGAUGCUGUCCUUCGCUACCUCCUGGUGCGCUACGGUGUAACCCCUGACCAACUGCAAGGACUGCGAGGCUCAGUUCGCGUUGGUGACGUCUUGAUUCUGCAAGAACAAGCCUACAAUGCUCCGGAGAGUGCCAUGCGUGCGCUGCUCUCCCAUGUUCAGCAGUUCUGGCCCAUGCUGCCCGGCAGUGGUGUCGCCAAGGCUGUCAAGGGCUACAGCUUGUGGUACUGGGGCACUGGCUACGAGUCGUUCUGGAGCGGUGGCACUCAGGUCGUCUACUAUGACCAGUUCCACACUGGGCGCAAGAUUGCGCCCCCGCUCGAUGUGGAUCCGAUGGUGGUAUAGAGAGAGUGUGGCAGACUCGAGAUCUUCUUCUGGGCAUACGGACACACGAUUAAUGGGCAUUAUAUUCAUUUGUAGCAUAACCAAGGCAUAGCAUUGUGAGGA
Messenger RNA from Vanrija pseudolonga, 1972 nucleotides. RefSeq lists its product as uncharacterized. Lineage: Eukaryota; Fungi; Basidiomycota; Tremellomycetes; Trichosporonales; Trichosporonaceae. Gene Ontology annotation, biological process: protein N-linked glycosylation. The transcript has 5 exons. Gene Ontology annotation, molecular function: alpha-1,6-mannosyltransferase activity. The record is from RefSeq and is a predicted model, not a curated record. Bases 137 to 1870 code for a protein of 577 amino acids. Gene Ontology annotation, cellular component: mannan polymerase complex.